UAGUUCCUUCAUUUUCCCCCAAAUUGUCAUAAUCCAUUUAUCGUGAAACCCUAGCCACCACCAAACAAAACCCUAACCCACCAAUUUCUAUGGCCCGGAAACGGAAAACCCGCGCUGCUGAACUCCCUCAGGACCCCGAAAUCGUGCAGCACGAGGAGGAACCCGAGCCCGAGCCUGAGGUCAAGGUCGAGGAGCUUGAGCCCGAGCAAACAGUAGGAGAAGAGGAAGAGGAAGAGGAAGAGGGAGACGGGGAAGGAGAGGAAGAUGAAGAGGAAGAGGAAGAGGAAGAGGAGGAAGAAGAAGAAGCGGUCGACGAGGAAGAGGAGCAGCCGGACAACAUGGAGGAACACAAGGACGACGAUAUUCCGGAGACGGUCGCCCAAAUUAAAGAUGAAAUUAAAGAGGAGCCCUCCGAGGACGUCAUUUCAGAGAAUGGCGGUGGUGUUGGUGCUCAAGGUGAGGAUGAGGAUUUUGAGGAAGAGCCCUUGGAGAAGCUUCUCGAGCCUUUCUCUAAGGACCAGCUCACUCUUCUAAUCAAAGAAGCGCUUGGAAAACACCCAGAUCUAGCUGAGAUUGUGCACAGGAUGGCCGACUCCGACCCUGCCCACUGCAAGAUUUUUGUCCACGGCCUUGGUUGGGAUGCCAAUGCGGAGACAAUUACGUCGGUGUUUGGGAAGUAUGGUGACAUUGAGGACUGUAAGGUGGUUAGAGAUAAGAAUUCCGGGAAAUCGAAGGGAUAUGGUUUCAUUCUUUUCAAGAAUAGGGAUGGGGCUCGUCGCGCUCUCAAGGAACCUCAGAAGUUGAUUGAAGGCCGAAUGACUUCUUGCCAACUGGCGUCGGCUGGGCCAGUUCAGACUCCCACGCAGACUGCAGCGCCGUCCGUUUCUGUACCACCCGCGUCGGAGUACACGCAGAGGAAGAUAUACGUUAGCAAUGUGUCUGCCGAACUUGAGCCGAAAAAGCUUUUGGACUACUUCUCCAAAUUUGGGGAGAUCGAGGAAGGGCCUUUGGGUUUGGAUAAACAGACCGGGAAGCCUAGGGGUUUCUGUUUGUUUGUGUAUAAGAGUAUUGAGAGUGCAAAAAAGGCGCUGGAUGAGCCGCACAAGCAUUUCGAGGGUCAGAUACUGCACUGCCAGAAGGCAAUUGAUGGCCCGAAACACAGCAAGGGUUUCUUCAACCAGCAGCAUGGUCAGCAGCAGCCGCAGCCGCAGCAACAUCAUCACCAGGGGCCCCAAGGGUAUUAUCAUCAUCAAGCUAAGAAAGGGAGAUAUGCUGGUAGUGGUGGUGUGGGGCACACAGGUGGACACUUGAUGGCUCCAAGUGCCGGACCUGCUGUUCCUUCUGUAGGGUUUAAUCCAGCAGUUGCCCCUGCUGCCAUAGGACAGGCUGUGGCAGCACUGCUGGCUACUCAGGGGGCUGGAUUGGGAAUUGGCAAUUUGCUUGGGGGGAUUGGAAAUCCACAGGGUGUACCACCUAUGAUGAACAAUGCAGGUUACGGAGGUCAAGGUGCUGGUGGCUAUGGAGGUCAACCUGGUAUGCAGGGGGGUUAUGGUGGCCAGCCACAGAUGGGUCAGGGUGGUGUAAGGCCACAUCAGGGUGGGGCACCCUAUAUGGGUCAUGGUCACUAGGUAAGCGGAGAUUCUUCAUAAAUGCAUCAAUCUUUUAGUUUUGGACUCUGGUGAUUCUUCUGAAGUUCGGGCAAUCAUGCUAAUGAAGUCUUUCCUUGUAGCAAAAAGUUUCCAUUUGCCUAAAGACUAGAAUCUAAAAUAUGUACCAUGUUUCUCUUUUUAUUACUUCUAUAUGUUGAAUAUUUUUCUAAAAUGUCUUAUUUCAGUCUAAUAACAACUUUUCGAAAAGGUUGAGUACUAGUUACUUGAUUCCCACUUCUGUGUCUCUGAGAUUUUGGGUGUUGGUUAAGUAUGUAUCUUUACUUUCAACUUCCGUUUGAUUUAUUUGAGAAACUACAUUUUAGUAUCCAA
Salvia splendens (bonfire salvia) is the source of this 1979-nucleotide messenger RNA. Its product is annotated as UBP1-associated protein 2A. Bases 90 to 1628 code for a protein of 512 amino acids. The transcript is spliced from 2 exons. Gene Ontology annotation, molecular function: RNA binding. Lineage: Eukaryota; Viridiplantae; Streptophyta; Magnoliopsida; Lamiales; Lamiaceae. The record is from RefSeq and is a predicted model, not a curated record.